Messenger RNA from Botrytis cinerea B05.10, 1387 nucleotides. RefSeq lists its product as hypothetical. Lineage: Eukaryota; Fungi; Ascomycota; Leotiomycetes; Helotiales; Sclerotiniaceae. Bases 129 to 1214 code for a protein of 361 amino acids. The record is from RefSeq and is a predicted model, not a curated record. The transcript has 2 exons.
GCUUGUGACCCAGCAACCAGAUCCCUUCUACAACCUUACUCGGAUCUCCUGCACUUUUCAAAAUACAAAGUGAGAAAUCUGUGUGGUUUCAGUCCACCCAUUUACAUCCAAAAAUAAAUGAAUUCACAAUGGAUAUUUUCGAUCAAGAUUUAGCCACCCAAAACUCUGGAGAUAUGAACUACAACAGCAAGACAAGUAUGGCAGUGGAUGCCUGCAACAAUACUGCAGUCACUAAUAGAAUGGAAGUUAAUCCUUCAUCUCAAAACGAUCAAAAGCGAAUCGUUCCACCUGAGAUUGUUUACGAUAUCCUCGAUAUCCUGUACAGAAAACAUGAUGUGCCGACAAUAUGGUGCAUUGCUCUCUCCGCUCGAGUUUACUAUGAUUACAUUGCCAAAUUUGGCUAUCAAUAUAGACUUCGUCUUACCACAGAGGAAAAGAGAGAGCUAGCUCCACUUCUAAAGAACUGGAUGGGAAGUCAAUACCGAAUCAUGCGCUCAAAGACCAUUGACACCAUCGACGCGGCACUUUUAUUCCGUAACAAUACCAUGUUCAUCUCCCGCAAAGUCUAUGGUGAUACAAACGCAAAGGAACGCGCUUUGUGCCAGAGAUUUGAAGAUUACGAUAGCUUCAAGGCUCCGUUGAGGUGUUCAGUCUACUUCUCUGCAUUCUACAACGACCUUCAUGUUCCAGAUCCAACCAGAAAGGGAACAGACUGGUAUGAAGAGAUGGCUAAGUACUUGGUGCUUUACAUUACCCAGAAUUGGGACAAAGGCAGUGGACACCCAAUCAGUUCCUGGUUCGAGAGUCGAGAAUCGCCAGAGUAUCCUGCUCGUCAACACUUUUGGCAAGAAUACAUGCGCAGUAGCUUGCGAGCAUGGGUCCAUUACGAAGGAGAAGAUUUUGGUGGUAAACCUCCCCAGAAAAAAUUUUCACGUACUAAAUAUGGUCAAUGCAAUCUGCCAUAUUCGAUGAAGCCGGACUGGACUUAUAAUGGGCUUGAUAAUCAAUAUAGGGGCCAAUAUAUACAAGAGGGCCAAAGCAAGGAGCACAUCAUGCAGAUGAUACCGAAUCACAAUAUUCUUAAAUGGUUGCUGCAUCAUGAUGGAGAGGGCUGGGUUUACAAGGCUAUCUGUUUUCCGAAAGGGACUUCAAUGAGAGAAGUGCUGAAAACUUUUGAGAGAGAUAUUGAGGAGUCUUGGGGUCCAUUAGAUUAGAGAUAUGAAGUUUGUAGGAGAGCGGGUCAAACUUCUUGUUCCCCCAUGUUUCCAAGAGUUUUACACACAGGCAGUUUGGGAGGAGGUUAGCAUCAUGAGUUGGCUCGACUCAUGUAUAAUUAGCAAUCUGAUAGGGUAUGAUUCGAAUUAAUACGAUAUACCGAGCUUUUCCA